This is a messenger RNA of Fusarium subglutinans, 759 nucleotides long. RefSeq lists its product as uncharacterized. NCBI's taxonomy places the organism in Eukaryota, Fungi, Ascomycota, Sordariomycetes, Hypocreales, Nectriaceae. The coding region runs from base 1 to 759 and encodes 252 amino acids. The transcript has a single exon. The record is from RefSeq and is a predicted model, not a curated record.
AUGCUCGUCUCUACUGCUCUUCUCGUUCUCUGCUCAGCAGCCUUUACGGCAGCCACGCCCGCUCCAGCCCAAACCCCCGAGAAAGACUUCAGUUUCUGGCUCGGCGGUCCUAUCCUUGAGAAAUGUCUCGCCGAAGGGAACUGCGAGGACCGUCUUCUCGAUAACCCGUACUAUGUCGAGUCAAAGAAGACCAGCCAUGCCAAGCGAUUCGACUGCCACGGCAAAGGUAUACACACUGUCGUCACCACCGGCAAGAACUUUGUCAAACUUGGCACCUUCAAUCCCUACGAUCUAUUCCACCACGUAUAUGACCUAUGCCACGAAGGAGGAUGCGAUGGUGGCAGUGACUGGGCUCGAAGUACAAAGUACGUCACUGCCACCGGCGUCUACUCGAAGGACAUCAAAGUCAGUGCACAGGGUGUCUACUCUGGGUGGGAUGUGCGCAAUGCUCUGGCGCAGUCUCUUGCGGAUGCUUCUGGGCGCAACCAGGUCUGGUCUCAGGAGGUCGCGUGCCCAAGCGGAGGACGAGCAUGCUCACUUGUCAAGCUUUGGCAGGGAUACGCACCCAACUUUCAUCAAUCUGCUAUCUACAACAACUGCAAUCAAUAUGGUUGGAUGAAUGCCAAGACUGAUGGUCUUACUGGAAUUACUUCAGGUGGAGAUUGCAAGUCGAUUAUUGAGAAGCUUGGAGCUAUUGUUGGAGAGGCGGUUCCUUACGGGGCGGGAACUAUCCCACUUCUCAGUGCUCUUUGUGGUUAA